Messenger RNA from Malus domestica (apple), 1380 nucleotides. RefSeq lists its product as uncharacterized. Lineage: Eukaryota; Viridiplantae; Streptophyta; Magnoliopsida; Rosales; Rosaceae. The record is from RefSeq and is a predicted model, not a curated record.
CCCACCCCAAAAUCCAUAUGGGUAGCAGAAGCUUCCGUGGCAUUUUGCUUUUGUCAAACCAUUCCUUUGACUGGAGGCUCGUUUUGGAUCUCUCUUCUCAGCAGAUCACAUCAAAUCACAGCAAAACAACCCCUUAUAUAUAUAUAUAUAAUCUCUCUUUGCUUCCAAUCAAACCAAAUCACUCUAUACUCAAAUACCAAAACUCAAAAACUCAGGCUCGUUUGACAAUCAUUUCAUUUUUAGUCCGUUGAAUUUGUUGAAAUGUUAAGCCCUUUCAGCUGCGGAUUCUUCCACUCGGAAGACGUUCAAGAUGAACCCAUAAACGUUUCGAGUCCUUGCUCCACGCCGAGAAGAUCAAAGAGAAGCAGCAAGGACAGCAAGAACCCCUAUUCGAGUCGGGGUCUCGACAAGUUCUCUGCGCUCUUAGCCGAUCUCGAAGAGAAGCGGCAGAAGAUUUACGCGCAAACGCCUCCGCAAGACAUAUCCUUCGUCCGCUUCGUGUUCAAGGACUCGAAGGAGGACGCCCCUCCUAUCCCGAUCGUGAUCAAGUUGAAGGACAACAAGAAAGAAGACCACAAAGAGAAAACCAAAACUCAGCUGGUGAAAGAAAAGCAUGCAACGCGUAAUUCGGGAAGUUUGGAUAAGUUUACCGUUGAGCCCUCCACGCCCACAAAAGAAGUAGCAGCUCAGCAACCACCAAAGAAUGAUAAGAGGGUGCGUUCGUCAUUGAACUUAAAGGGAAUGAACUUGGGCAUGUGGAGAAGGCCCUCUUACUAUUUGCCGGUGGUUGUGGUGUUCAUUUUGGUGCUGCUGGCAGUGUUCGGGCGGUCGUUUGCAAUUCUGUGCACGUCUAUCGGCUGGUACGCAUUGCCGACGUUGAAAGAAAGCAAUUCCGAGACAAAAAGAGCAUCAAAGAAGAAAGACCAUGGUAGAAGAUUGAGUGACAAUAAUAAUAAUAAUACUAAUAAUAAUCAUGGAUCAUUGUCUUCUCCAAAGAGUAACAACACGGCGGCCGACAGUACGCCCCGAUCGCAACAACACGGUCACCGGAAAAGUUGGUGACCGCGGUGAUGCUAUUGACUUGUGAAUUUUCUCCGUAUAUUCCUUGGUUCUUUCUUUCAUAUUUCCUCUUUUUUUUUUUUUUUCUCGGUCAAGUUUUGGCUGCCCUGUACGUCCAGACAAGGUUCUGUUUUUGGUUACGUGUACCAACUUGGGUUGAAACCUAAAAAUUCAAGCCCUGUAUUUUGACUGUUUCUAAAUGUAAAUUAUGAUGAUUAGUACGAGAUUAGUCUGGAGAUGUCAUGUUGUAAGAUGUGAUUAAUGAAGUUUGUCUUGUAAUUCCACGAUAUAUGUGGUUAAGUACAUGUUUUGGUCUUGAGA